AUGCAUAUAACUUGGUACGUGUCAGAGAAGGAGUUCAUCAAUGAUGUCCUCAGGGAUUUCUUAGGUAGAUUUGUUGUUGUCUAUUUAGACGACAUACUAAUCUACUCGUCGGAUCUGGUGUCUCAUCGGAGACACGUGUGUCAGGUUUUCCAAAAACUGAAAGAGAAGAACCUCUUUGCCAAACUAGAGAAGUGUCUGUUUGAGGUAACGGAAUUGCCUUUUCUGGGGUACGUUAUCUCAGAAAGGGGACUAGCUAUGGAUCCAUCCAAACUUUCUGCUGUCUUAGAUUGGCCUCGGCCUAAGGAUCUGAAGGGACUGCAGCGUUUCUUAGGCUUUGCCAACUUCUACCGCAAGUUUAUAAAGAAUUUCUCUGCGAUAGUGGUACCUCUCACUAACCUCACUAAGAAGGAAGCUAAUCCUUCAAAGUGGACGAGAGAGGCAGACAGAGCCUUUGAAACGCUAAAGCAGGCCUUUUGCACUGCGCAAAUCCUUACUCAUCCAGACACUUCCCGACCCUUUGUCCUCGAGGUCGACGCCUCCGAGAGCGUCGGAUGA
Messenger RNA from Bufo bufo (common toad), 555 nucleotides. RefSeq lists its product as uncharacterized. The coding region runs from base 1 to 555 and encodes 184 amino acids. Lineage: Eukaryota; Metazoa; Chordata; Amphibia; Anura; Bufonidae. The record is from RefSeq and is a predicted model, not a curated record. The transcript is spliced from 3 exons.